AAACGAUGAUAAAGCAGAAGUGGAGCCCCAGGGACCUACUGUAUCUGGCAGGGAGGCGGCAGAACCACACUGAGAAGGAACCACUCAGCUGGGCAGAGAGACUUUCCCAUCCAUUGGCACAAGAUGGACAGAGGAAGGCACCAUCUUGAUUCUGAAGGAUAUGAAAAUAUCCCUUGCGAGGAGAACCCAACUGAGCUUGUAAUGAGGAUGAGGAUGGUUCAUGAAGAACUUAAAGAAGGAAAGAGGAGUCGGAGGACACAGAGGAAACUCCUGAUGGUUCUGGUGACCCUGCUGGUUCUUGUCUUCAUGUUCCUGAUAAUCCUGAUCGGCCUUGUGCAUCUAUACUAUUCUACAGUGAGCAGUCAGAUAAAGCAGGCCGAUUCUCAGAUAUCACGGGCUUUGGAUGGUAUUAAGCAGAACAUCUUACAGACAAUACGGAAAGAGAUACGUGUGUGUGAUUCUGGCUGGAAAAAAUUUGAUGGAAGCUGUUAUUAUAUUGUCACAACUAAGAAGAACUGGAUGGAGGCCCAGGCCAUUUGUAAAUCAAUGAACAGCAACCUGGUUAUUAUCAACAGUGAGGUGGAACAGAACUUCCUUGAAAGUCUUACUAACCAGUCAGACUUUUGGAUUGGUCUCCAAAGGGAUAAGGUGGAUAAGUAUGAGUGGCGAUGGCUGGAUGGAACACUCCAAAAUCCAUUAGAGGGAUUCUGGAUGAGGGGGGAGCCGAAUAAUGCAAAUAGAGAAGAAGACUGUGUUCAUAUGUGGUAUGGCGAAAAGUGGAAUGAUGCAAAGUGCAUCUAUCCGUACAAAGCAUUCUGUGAGAAGUAAAUGACAUGUUGGGUGCAGUUUUGGAACAUGGACUUCAGUUUUAUGAGCACUUUAUUACAGGGUCAGCAUCCAGUAGUGGUGAGAGAAUCUGUCCCGCUUCGACGGAAAUUCGCAAAUCUUUUCAAAGAUUCCCAAAACGAUGAAUAAUUCAUGCAACGGCGAAAAUGGUCCACGAAAAAAAAAGCCAGUUUGGCAAAAAAAUCUGCAAGUGGUGAAACGCGGAAAUUCACCACAAAU
Xenopus tropicalis (tropical clawed frog) is the source of this 1065-nucleotide messenger RNA. Its product is annotated as hepatic lectin. The record is from RefSeq and is a predicted model, not a curated record. Bases 124 to 828 code for a protein of 234 amino acids. Gene Ontology annotation, molecular function: carbohydrate binding. The transcript has 7 exons. Lineage: Eukaryota; Metazoa; Chordata; Amphibia; Anura; Pipidae.